Molecule: messenger RNA, 2678 nt
Organism: Anneissia japonica
Lineage: Eukaryota; Metazoa; Echinodermata; Crinoidea; Comatulida; Comatulidae
Product: putative adhesion G protein-coupled receptor E4P
Exons: 2
Coding region: 16-1599 (527 amino acids)
Biological process (GO): cell surface receptor signaling pathway; G protein-coupled receptor signaling pathway
Cellular component (GO): membrane
Molecular function (GO): G protein-coupled receptor activity
Source: RefSeq, a predicted model, not a curated record
CCCUUUGAUAUUCAAAUGCCUGUGUCAGCACAAUUUAAAGCAGAUGCUGAAUACUCAAGUGAACUCCUAUGCUUAUGUAAACAUGAUAGCAGAGUUCAAUUACGAUACCACUUUCUUAAUAACUUUACCAACAAUGAUUUCUUGACUAGGAUGACGUCAUGGAUACAAUUUCAAAAUGUAUCAUUCGCAUUUCAUACGUCUGGUAAACCUCCAAUGUUUACAAUUUAUUUCAAUACGUCACAAUGCGACGUGUUGGAAAAUAUUACCCAAAAAAUCUAUCAACAGAUCAAUAGCGAGAAUAGAUAUUUGUUUGAAAAUAUUACAAUACUGCAGGCGUGUAUAAAUUCAAAAAACAACAUGACGGUACACAAUGAUUACGAAAUUUGUAAUGAUCUGGAGUUAAAUGUGGAUAUGUUAAAUAUUAAGAAAGGGAAUGAAUCAGUAACAGUAGCAGACGAAAAUAAAACUUUCACAAUAUCAGACAGUGAUUAUCGAGUGGAAAUGACGUUUAAUAUUGAAAGCGAACCAGCAAAGGCGAUUAGAGUCAGUAUAUCAAAUUGUCUUGAUCGGUCACCCGACCCAACAUGUCCUCUCAUUGCUCUGAACAUCAACGAUUUUGAAGUCAUGGAAAAUACAAGUUGGAUGUACAAGCCGAACGGUCGUGUGUUUACAAUUGAUGAGAUUGCAGUAUUUUCUAACGAUUUUGUUUUUGUCUGCUCUUUCUUUUCUCAAAACGGAACGAAUACAUAUGUAUCAACCAUUUUCAUUUAUGAUAAAGCCUUGCAGAUUUUGAACGUCGUUGGCGUCUCUUGUUCACUCCUUGGUCUGUUUUUGACAUUUAUUAUACGUUGCAUUAAAAAAGACCUCCGGACAAUUUCUGGUAAAAUUGUAAUGAAUAUUGCGGCGGCAUUGUUUCUGGCACAGCUUGGGACGUUGUUUGCAAAAAGUUUAGUUGAAUCCGACCUGGGGUGUAUUGCUCUGGCUGCACUUUUGCAUUAUAUGUGGUUGGUGGCGUUUAUGUGGAUGUUUAUAAUGUCAAUAGUAUUGUUCAAAUCGUUCCGCUCUUUAAAAUCAGCUGUAGAGCAUCGAAGUGGAAAAAAAUCUAUUACAAUGCCUUUCUUUUGUUGUUGGGGACUUCCCGCUUUGGUUGUCGCUGCCGCUAUGACUCUUCAUAUUUGGGAAUACGCACCUAUCAAAUUCUCAUACGGUGACGAAACAGUUUGUUGGAUACGCGAUGAGUUUGCUGCCUUCAUGUUCUUAGGUAUUCCCAUGGCAACGAUCUUUGCUUUAAACAGCAUUAUGUUUGUCGUUAUAGUGUGCGGGAUUUACAAAACUAAAAUGAGCUCUAAAAAGAUGCGAGGAGCUUCUACAAAGAAAGAUAUUUUUACUAAUCUCAUCAUAUUUGCAAAGAUUUCGUGCAUUAUGGGAUUGACUUGGAUCUUUGGGUUUCUUGCUUCAUUCGUCGACGAACCAUUCCUUUGGUAUAUCUUCGUGAUAUUGAAUAGUUUCCAAGGAGUGUUCAUAUUCAUAUCAUUCAAUUCAACACUUGUGGCGGCGCUGUUCAGAAGAAAGCAAGCCACUAAUAUUACCAAUACGUAAUAGUCUGUGAUUUCUGGACUACUAGUGUCCACAUUUACUUAAUCAGCAUUUGUGCAAGUUAAGAUCUUACUUGAGUUCAAAAUAGUUGAAAUGGAAGUUUUCUUUACUGGAUCCUGACAAUUUUAUAAAUAAUUGCUAUUUCCUUUGAAUGCAUGAUAUACACGUCGUAUAUAUGCCAUUUACUCACCUUCGCACAGCCAAAAAUUGUCUUUUCUUUAUAAUUGUUGAUAUAAUCAGCGGGAUUUGAUACUGUAAAAAAACUCCAUUGGUUGAAAUAUAUGUCAUUUAGAUUCACCGUUAGGUGUCGAACGUGCAUCACUUUAUAUUAGCAACAAACAAUAAAUUAAAUUGUUUAAUAGUUGUUAUUCAAUAAAGCUAGGUCUGUUAUACAAUUUGUAAUUGUUGUAGGCCAUAUUCAUUACUUUUGAUAUAGGCUUAAUAGUUUAUAGCAGUUUCGAUUUGUGACAGAUAAUUAUGUUUAAUAAUAGAAAAAUAAUGGUAACAAUACUUAUGGGCAUAAAGGUAAUUUUAAAUAUACAGUAAUAUGAGUGUGUUUAAAUAAGCAGUGAAAGGCCUAUUUUACUGCAAGCAGCAUUUCGUGACGAUUCGUGAUUUAUUUAUUUCUUUAGGCACGAGCGCCAAGGAUAUGCCAAUCGGCAAGCCUAAUCAGUAUUCCAGAUGGCAUAUCCGUGAAACAACAAUUGAUUUUACCAAUACACCAGGGAAACCCCCUACUCUUCUCGGAGGAUGUACUUGGUUCCUUAAAGUGCACACGGGACAAAUGCGUACACUGGGCCUACGGUUUAAAGUCCUUGUCGGAGAAGAAUUGCACAAUCGGAACCAUUGGCGAGUGAGCCGUUCGAACCAACUGCAGGGGGCGGAUUUACGGGAGCCCCCCCCCCCACCUUUUUUGAGAGGUAUUGGUGUGAACAGGGCUUAAAUCGAUGUAUUUAUUUAAAUUCAAAGCUUUUCUUGUAAAUGAUAUGUUUAAUAUUCCAAUUUUUAGUGAAAAAUAUGUGGAUGGCGGUCAAAUUAUUAUUUAUAUAACAAAGAGGAAGAAAACAAAUCAUAAUAUUUUU